UAUCUACCAGCCAGUACCAGAGAGAGUUUGAUCUCCAAUUCACAACAGAGCUCACCAUGCUCUUGUAUUGCGUGGUGUUGCCAUUUGACAACGACAAGGACAGCCUUCAAUCAGCCUUCGCUGGCUUGCUGGUGGACUGGUCUAAGUCCAAGAUCUUUAAGGUCUGAGUGCUCGUUUAUUUUUAUCGUGAGUUACAUCCAUUGACAUUACAAACAAACUUUUUAUUUUAUUUUAUACAUCUGCUGGUGUUCUGAAUACUAUACAGCAGUGGAGCCAGUGGAGAUUGUCGCGGAUGUCACCGGCAAAGUUUAAAGUAAAUAUCAAGGGAGUAGGGAGUGACAGAACAUUAUUAUUAAAACAACCAACGGCCUUUGUUUUUUUUAACUCAACGUGUUCAAUAGUUUUUUAAUUAUGAUAAUUAUUUUUAUUUAAAAAUUUAAUCAUUUUUAAAAAUAUAUGACCCCGGAAAGUUAAUAUCCAGAGUUAUUAAAAGAGUACACGAACGCAAGAUUGAAAGUAUGAUAGAGAAGUAAUACGACAUGAGUUUGUGAGAAAAAGAAAGAGAGACUUGAGUAAAGUAGCCUUCUCUUUGAUCCCAGUCAGUCUACAUCGAGCUACCAAGUAUUUAAAUAUAUAACAAGAUGAAAGCAAUCGAGCAGCAGCAGCCAAACUCAAUAGACUCAAGUGAUUCGGUGACAGGAAGUAGCGAGUACGCUUAUCGUCCUUUGACGACAAAACACCGACGUGCUGGUAGCACCGGAACCACAGGAGACGAAGAGUACACCACUGACGAGGAUGAAUUUUAUGGAGACGAGGCUGAUUGUGCUGGUACAUCUCUCCACCCUCCCCAUCCGAUUCUUAAAUCGGAUUUAGCUCGCGCUGCUACCGAUUUAUUCGGUUAUUCUUCAAAGCCUGAUAACAACGACGAUGACAACGAGCCUACUAGUUUAUUUGACGACGACGAUGGACAUCUCAGUCCAGAUAGUUCAUUUAAAAUGUCGCCCGUGUGCGGCAACAAUAAAAAUUUAAACUCCAACGCUUCUAUUAAUGAAAAAAAUAAUAUUGUAAGGACAUUAGAAGAUAUAAAUUCAAAGCAGCUCAAAAACGAGACUGAGUUGAUUGAAUUCCCACGACACGCAAGGCCUCUAGACUUGAGAAUGGAAAAUAACAAAAUUAUGCCUGGCUUGGAAAUUCCAGAAGCUAAAACUCAAGGACAUGCAGAAGAGUGUGUAAGUAACGUCGAUUUGAUGAGUUCGGUGGAUGAUCCUCCGUCUCCGACGACUUUGCAGUGGGAGAAAGCUGUCGCAGAAGUAAAAGAACACGCAAUUACUAAAUUACAAGAGGAACUUAAGAGGGCACAUGAAGAACUGAAGCUUAAAGAUGAAGAAGUCACGCGAUUGUCACGCUUCAGACAAGAUGUCGAGACUGAACUUGAAGAGCUCACGGCAAAUCUUUUCCAAGAAGCGCAUAAUAUGGUACGAGAAGCAAAUACUCGUCAGGCGACAGCAGAACGACUUUUAGAAGAAAGUCGUAUGAAGAAUGAAGUUCUGGCUGCUGAGGUGUCAGCACUAAAGACUUUGGUAUUGACGUCAACUCCAGCGCAACCGAAUCCUCACUUACAUCCGCAAAUUGACAUUCGCUCUAAAUCAUCGAGUGGCUCAGACGACUCGCAACUGGGACUAUUUACUAAAAAACAUCGACGGUCACCGUCGCACUUCAAUCUCAAGUAUGGAAGAGAAAAUUCUCCGCCUGAGUCGCCUGUUAAGGAACAAAAGACCUCGCUGCCGAUUGAAAUCCACUCGUCUGAAAAAGACAUCACCGAUCGCGACCCAAACAAGGAACUGCGCGAGCGAGAUCGGGACCGGGAUCGCGACAAGGACAAGGACAAAGAGACCAGAGAUUUUGGGAUUGAGAUAGAUCCUAUUUUACACUCCGAGUUUUUGAGGUGGAAGGAAAACCCCUGCAUCGAUAAAACUGAUAUGUUUGUCGCGAGAGUCUUCCGCGAAGAUAUCGACCUUUGUCUCAACUUUCCUAAUGAAGAACUUGGUAAUAAAGUACGACAGGCGGUUCUGGAUGGCAUAAUUUUCAUCGAGGCUAUCAGUGAUAAAACUAAACUUUCCUUUCCGAGGAAAUGCGCAUUGUUGGAAGUACCCAGGCAAUGUCUCUACCGGAUGCGAAUCGGCGAUCAAGAAAAUAAUUGGUACUCUAUUUCACAAAUUUGCCGCAAUAGAAUAAUUGCAGUUUGUGAAUUUUUAAAUUAUCUGAGAUACAUCGAACGCGGAUUAGUAAAAAGUGGAGUUCAUGACAUUUUUUGUGAAAUAACGAGAUUAAGAAAAGAAAUGGUAUUAGCACGACUCGGAAUAGCUCUCUCAUCUUAAACUCACUAAAUUUUUAUUUUUAUUUUAUUAAAUUAAGAAUAUCUAGUCUUCAGAUUCUCUGAGUUGUUAAAACCUAACUCUCUUUUAGAUAUCAUAUAUAUACACAUACAUUUUAUUUUCUUUAUUGUUUUAUACUCGGCGAUUUAUUAUUUUAUUUUAUGUUACUCUCAAGUCUUUGACAAAUAGCAUACGGCUUAUCGUCUUGAUACGGUACUAAAUAAAAAUUUUAGUGAAAUAUAUAUAAAUAUAUAUGUAUACAUUUAUAUAUGUAUAUAUAUGUGUAUUGUUUCAAUAUAAGGCUGUGAAUAAUCUCUAUACAUAAAAGUAUUUACCAUCCAAAAAAGUAUGUAAAUAUAAAAAAAAAUAUGUGGUCAUGUAUACGUCGAAAUGUUUUUAAAAAAUAUAUAAGCACGAUAUUAAUGGCAUGCGUAAAAUUAUAGUAACUGUCUAUGCACUGUAAAAAAUUUUUGGAGUGAACGCGGAUUAAAUUCCAAGUGAAUUUGGAGUGAAUGCGGAUUUAAAUAAAUUUCGUAACCAGAGUAAUUUUUUGUGAAACUCCGGGAGUCCGAGUGGCGGAGUGAAUUUGAAUUUCAAAAAUUCGUAAUCACUCCGAAUUCACUACCGACUUUUUAGUGUAAUACUGAAGCUGACGUCUAAUAAUUUUUGGAUUUUUUUUUAAACAAUAAAUUAUAAAAAAAAAAUAUUUAAAAAAAAAUGCACUUGUAGUUUUUAAAAUUUUUUACAUGUGCAAAUUUUUUUUGUAAUUGAUUUUUUGAAAAAUUAUUAAAUGUUUAACUUCGGGAUCAUAAUUUUUUAUGAUAGUGAAGUUAGCAGACGUCUAAUAAAUUUUGGAUUUUUAUUUAGACGAUAAACUGAAAAAAAAAAAUAUUUGAAAAAAUUGCACCUGUAGUUUUUAAAAUUUUCUAUCCGUGCAUAUUUUUAGUUUUCGUUUUUUUGUAAUUAAUUUGCUGAAAAAAAAAUCCAAAAAUUAUUAAAUGUUUAACUUCAGGAUCAUAAUUUUUUAUGAUAGUGAAGUUAGCAGACGUCUAAUAAAUUUUGGAUUUUUAUUUAGACGAUAAACUGAAAAAAAAAAAAUAUUUGAAAAAAUUGCACCUGUGGUUUUUUAAAUUUUCUAUAAGUGCAUAUUUUUAGUUUUAGUUUUUUUGUAAUUAAUUUGCUGAAAAAAAAAUCCGAAAAUUAUUAAAUGUUUAACUUCAGGAUCAUAAUUUUUUAUGAUAGUGAAGUUAGCAGACGUCUAAUAAAUUUUUGAUUUUUAUUUAGACGAUAAACUGGAAAAAAAAUAUUUAAAAAAAUGCACCUGUAGUUUUUUUAAUUUUCUAUCCGUGCAUAUUUUUAGUUUUCGUUUUUUUGUAAUUAAUUUGCUGAAAAAAAAAUCCGAAAAUUAUUAAAUGUUUAACUUCAGGAUCAUAAUUUUUUAUGAUAGUGAAGUUAGCAGACGUCUAAUAAAUUUUGGAUUUUUAUUUAGACGAUAAACUGAAAAAAAAAAUAUUUGAAAAAAUUGCACCUGUGGUUUUAUAAAUUUUCUGUCCGUGUAUAUUUUUAAUUUUCAUUUUUUUGUAAUUAAUUUGUUGAAAAAAAAAUCCGAAAAUUACAAGUUGUCUGCUAACUUCGAUUAUAAUUUUUUUGUAUAUAAAAUUAACAUAAACAUCAGAUAUUCAAAUGUUAAAAAUAAUUUUAAAUUAUCAAUAAGUUUAUAAAAAAUAAUUUUUAGAGUAUUAAUUUAUAUUAAUCAACGAACUGUUGUCAUUAAAGUCAUUUUUUUCGGCUUAUUAAUUUUUGUAGUGAACUUUGAAAUUAAAUUUUUUUAAUUUAGAAUUUUACAAUCAAAUUACUAGGAGUAAAAAAUUUAAUAAUUUUUUUUUACAGACAUUGAGACAUCGAAAACAAAUAAAACAUUUAAUUGUUCAGUAAAUAAUAACAGUAGUAAUUUAGUUGAUAAAAAUAAUGAAAAAUUUUUAUAGAAUCUCACUGCUCUACUUUGUCUUCCACAGCAGCGGACUUUUAAAUAAAAAAAAAAAUAUUAUAAUAAAAUAGAUAAGCUUUUUGAUUUAUACAAAGAUUAAAACAUAGUUGCCAAAUGAAUUAUAUUGUUUUUAUUAUUAAUUAUUAUUAUAAAUUUAAAAAUAUAUAGUUAACAUCCUUUUAAUAUUGUAACUCUAAAACAAAUGUAAAUAUAUCUUAAUUAUAUUUAAUAAAUAUAAAUCAUUUAAAUAUA
Messenger RNA from Microplitis mediator, 4614 nucleotides. RefSeq names its product guanine nucleotide exchange factor for Rab-3A-like. Gene Ontology annotation, molecular function: guanyl-nucleotide exchange factor activity. The transcript is spliced from 9 exons. NCBI's taxonomy places the organism in Eukaryota, Metazoa, Arthropoda, Insecta, Hymenoptera, Braconidae. Gene Ontology annotation, cellular component: Golgi to plasma membrane transport vesicle. Gene Ontology annotation, biological process: exocytosis. The coding region runs from base 642 to 2378 and encodes 578 amino acids. The record is from RefSeq and is a predicted model, not a curated record.